AUGAUCACCGCUUCAGUCAUUCUCACCUGGGGCCUCUGCGCCCUCUGGGGUGUCUUCCUCAGUCAAUCCUCGGUCGACCUCCUUGCUACCGUCUCUCGCCUCCGCACCCUCUCCCUCUCCUCGGUCUCUGCCUUCAUGCAGAUCGCUGGUUCCACCAACUUCAAGCGUAUCCAGACCUUGGACUCGAGCACUGUCGCUGCCCUCUCGGGGGGAGCUGACUCGUUCAACAUCCUCGGCGACGGAUUCAAGAACCUCAAGACCGACUCCAACCACGCACUGAACUCCACACCCGGUCCCAACACGCCCUUCGCACCGCGCGCCCAAGGUUCACUGCAACUCUCCCUCCUGCUAUACAUCGUCCUCGGCGUCUUCACCGGCAUCGCAUGUCUCCUCGGUGUGUACGCCAUCUACGAGGUCAUCCGGUAUGGCUGCACCGGGUCUUCGAGCACUGUCGAGUUCAUCAUGCAGUUCAAAGACGGUAAAUCGGGCGCGGGAACUCGUAUUCCUGCUGACCUUUUGCCGACUUCUGAGCCCACGAUCAUCCUCGACCUCCACCCCGAAACACCACUCGCAACCAUACUCGGCGACGCCCAUGUAGAUCGCGACGACAGCCACGACGCCACACCCGAAGACGUCUCCUACAACCCACUCGCUUUCAUUUCCAACCGCUCCCCUACGAGCAUCCCCGAGGUGAACAUCGCGGUAUCAAGCCCGAUCUCACCCAUCGUCACGCCCUCCGUGUCGGCCUCCCCUAGUCUUGUGGAUGCAGUCCAGGUGACACCCCCACCGUCGCGGCCCCUUGUCUACCAGGUUCGCACAGAGCGCUACAAUGCCCCAGCGCCACUGCAGACAGCAGACUCCGAGCGAGAGAAGACCACCGUACCUAUCUGGCACGGUGUUCUGUACGAGGUUGACAUCGCGCGACUCCAUCAGCAUGUCCUCGACGAUCCGUUCGACGAGCCUACACCGGCACCCUGUCUUCUCCCGGCAUUCACCAUCAGGACUGGCGACUUGCAUUCGGGUUCGCUCUUCACGGACGACUACCAGACACCCACGCCAUCCCCCCGCCCACUCCCCACCACAUACACCCGAUCUCACAGCCAGGAGUUCUGGAUGCCAGAGGACUCGGACGACGAGGAAAUAGACGAGUUCCUCCGAUCCGCCCUCAACAUGCAACCCGACCACAAUGCACCCCCCAGGCGCGGAUACUGGCGACGCGACGCGACCACUCCCGUCUGGCACCCUACGAGACACGAACUGCGGGCAUGGCACCUCCCCCGCCUUGACCUGGACGACCCCUUCCUGGAUGAGCCCGCCCCUCAGCCAACUCCCGCCGACUCGCCGCCUCUCCCGUCCUUCGACUCCUUCGCGUCCGGACUGCGGCCCUGGUCCUCCGCCACCCACUCUUCUUCCUCGUCAGAAUCCUCUGCUUUGGAGUCCUUGGACUCAUAUUCACCCUCGGCCUCGGUCGCCGUCUCCCCCCUGGCCUCUGACUCUUCCUCGGCAUCCCUCCAGGCUCACUCGCCAACCCCGGCCUCACCCUUCACUACCUCUUUCGCCAACACCGAGGAAGACGACGAACAGACGCACGUCUUCGGCAUCCCACUCUCCAACCUCAACCGGUUCCCUUCCACACAUCGCGACCCGGACGAGGACGAGAUCGACGAGUACAACCGCGUCGCGCUCAACCUCCCGCGGGACUCCAGCGCCGUACCCUCUGCGGACUGGGUGCUCCCCAGCGACUAUGACGAGGACUGGGAGGAGUUCGACGCUGUCAUGUGCCUUUUCCCUCCCCUCGCCCUCCCCGCGGACAUGGAGGACCCGUACGGAGAGCCGAGCGCACCGGUGGACUCGCCAUGGGAUGAAGACGACGACAAGACACGCGUCUUCGGCAUCCCUGUCGCCGACCUCGACCGCACUCCCUUCACCCAGCGGGACGCGGACGAAGAGGAGAUCGACGAGUACCUCUGCGCCGCAUUGGGCCUGGAGCGCUGGCCCGACUCCAACGUCCCGCCUGCUCAGGGAUGGUCGAGACGCAGCGACAACGACGACAGGCUCGACAAGUAUCUCCGCACCGCGCUCGACUUCUUUCCCAACACCAACGUCCCGCCCGCGAUCCCCGCCGACUACGACACGGACUGGGUGGCGGUCGACCUUGGUACCUUCGGUUUCCCCGGCAUCCGCGUCCCCGAGGACAUGGAGGAUCCGUACGGGGAGCCGACGGCACCAGUGGACUCACCAUGGGCAGAAGACGACAACAAGACGCACGUCUUCGGCAUCCCUCUCGCCGACCUCGACCGGACUCCCUUCACCCAGCGGGACGCGGACGAGAAGGAGAUCAACGAGUAUCUUAACGCUUCCCUCGGCUACAAGCUCUGGCCCGACUCCAACGUCCCGCCCGCUCAGGGAUGGUGGAAGGGCAGCGAGUACGACAAGGCGAAGCUCGACGAGUUCCUCCGCACUGCCCUCACCAUGCCGCUCGACUCCGCCCUGCCUUCGACUGGCUGGCUCCUCCCCAGUGGCCACGACCGGCAUAGGGACGAAGUCUCCGCGUAUGCAUACCCCGGAUUCCCCAUCCCGGAGCACCUGAGGAUUCCAGUAGUGAGGAUUCCAGUAGAUACAGGAUAG
Messenger RNA from Trametes versicolor FP-101664 SS1, 2628 nucleotides. RefSeq lists its product as uncharacterized. The record is from RefSeq and is a predicted model, not a curated record. The transcript is spliced from 3 exons. Bases 1 to 2628 code for a protein of 875 amino acids. NCBI's taxonomy places the organism in Eukaryota, Fungi, Basidiomycota, Agaricomycetes, Polyporales, Polyporaceae.